Chaetomium strumarium is the source of this 240-nucleotide messenger RNA. Its product is annotated as cytochrome b-c1 complex subunit 8. NCBI's taxonomy places the organism in Eukaryota, Fungi, Ascomycota, Sordariomycetes, Sordariales, Chaetomiaceae. The transcript is spliced from 2 exons. The record is from RefSeq and is a predicted model, not a curated record. Gene Ontology annotation, biological process: mitochondrial electron transport, ubiquinol to cytochrome c. The annotation marks the transcript as partial.
GCGACAGGUGGGCUAAAGCAGAAGGGCAUCGUCUCCUAUGGCGUCGCCCCUAACCGUCAGAACCCCCUCGCUGGCGCCUUCCACGAUGCCCUCUUCAACACCUGGAGACGCUUUAGGAACCAGGUCAUCUACUUCGCGCCCCCGAUGAUUGCCGGCUACUACGUUCUGAACUGGGCUAUCCACAGGAACGAGUAUCUCAACUCGAAGGCUGGCCGCGCUGAGUUUGCCGGCGAGGAAUAA